AUGGCAGAGAUUGCUUUCAUCUCGAGGAUCCUUAUGUUUUGUUCGGUUCUUGUAAUGCUGCUAUGCUCAGUUGGUCUGGUUGUCUGGGGAGCUUUCAUGACAGAUAGUUCAUAUGAUCGUAAACUAAAAGAUGUUGUAUUCAAUUACAAUUCAUCCGAACCAUUAGCUGGUGACAAGUCCAACAUGAGAUCUUGGUAUCAAUGCUGUGGAGUUCGAAGCGGAGGCUGGACAUGUCCUAACAAUACUCCAUGUGAUACAGCUGUAUUUAAUAGUGUGGAUAACGCUAUGAUGAUUGCUGGAAUUAUCAUGAUCCCUCUUCUCCUUCUACAAUUUUUCAUCAUUGGUUUCUCAGCUCUUGUAUUAAGAAUUGAACCUAGAGUUGUGAAAGAGAGAAAAAGAGGAGAAGAAGUGACAAAUACUGACGAAACUUGGUCUUCAUAA
Messenger RNA from Caenorhabditis briggsae, 441 nucleotides. RefSeq names its product Protein CBR-TSP-2 (gene Cbr-tsp-2). The record is from RefSeq and is a predicted model, not a curated record. The coding region runs from base 1 to 441 and encodes 146 amino acids. The transcript has 3 exons. NCBI's taxonomy places the organism in Eukaryota, Metazoa, Nematoda, Chromadorea, Rhabditida, Rhabditidae.